This is a messenger RNA of Neltuma alba, 1018 nucleotides long. RefSeq lists its product as uncharacterized. The transcript has a single exon. Bases 157 to 789 code for a protein of 210 amino acids. Lineage: Eukaryota; Viridiplantae; Streptophyta; Magnoliopsida; Fabales; Fabaceae. The record is from RefSeq and is a predicted model, not a curated record.
UUAUUUAUCUAUCCAGCUAAUCUGCUAUUGUGUCUGGAGCAGAUAUUUUUCUGACAUUCUUUUGGAUCCGGACUAUCUAAUACAUACAACGAACCAUAUAUAUUCCCGGCAACGAGCCUUAUCCUUCACUCACUCCGCUUCCAAUCUGGCUCUAGCAUGGCUUCGACAACUCUCCAGUUCUUGUCAUCCCCUUCCCCUAUUCAUCAUCCAACCCAUUUCAAUCCAAAUAAACGUUCACAAUUUCUCAUUCUAAACCAACCCAGAAAGCAACUUCCCAUCAAAUGCUCUGCUUCAGACUUCCCAGCCCCAGAUCCCAACUCCAGCACACUGAACGACCCAGAGACAUUCCCAAUUGAGAAGAGAAGAAGAUCUGAAAUCCUCAGAGAAAGAAGAAGGCAAAGUUCAGAGCUUUCAAAGGCAGAGCCACCGAGCUUUGAAAUUGGAUGGAAGAGAACAAAAGAGAUAAAACUGGAGAAACCAAUAGGGUAUGUGAUUGCAGAUUUCUUGGAGAAGCUUGAGGGUCUAAUGGGGAAGGAGUUUGGGUCCACAGAGCUCCUGGCAAAAGCAGGGGAGAUAGUUGCAGAGAGAGCAAGAGAGGAAGCGGAGGUUCUGAGAGAUGAAGGGAAGGUGGAAGAGAGAAUGGUGACUGAACUUUUCAGGGUAUUGAAGCUGAUGGAGAUGGAUUUGGCUAUGGUGAAGGCUGCAGUGAAGGAGGAGACUGUGAGUGAGAGGCUUGAACAGGCCAAGGCUAGGUGCAGGCAAGCCAUUCUUGUCGCCUACUCUUUCUAGAAACGAUCUCUCUAUUUCUCCCCUCUUCAGAGUGUAAUAUGAUGAGAAAAACAAAAAUCAACGGCCUAUAUGGAUUAAAAGAAGUUGUGGAGCGUUGUUUUAAUGAUUUCAUUAGGAUUAUCUGGAAAAACAGUUGUACGCGUGACUGUGUGAGUACAAAGUUGCAGUUUGAGAUUCAGUGGAAGACGUUGGCUUUGCUUGGGAUCAUAAUUAAAAGUAUUUAUAUGCA